This is a messenger RNA of Salvelinus sp. IW2-2015, 2293 nucleotides long. RefSeq names its product sushi domain-containing protein 3. The coding region runs from base 498 to 1550 and encodes 350 amino acids. The transcript has 4 exons. Gene Ontology annotation, cellular component: plasma membrane. The record is from RefSeq and is a predicted model, not a curated record. Lineage: Eukaryota; Metazoa; Chordata; Actinopteri; Salmoniformes; Salmonidae.
GAAGGAACUCACUGCCCACCAUAGCGAUCAUAUUACAUUACUAAAUGUAGGCCUAUUUUAAUUCCUAAUUCUAUUCMGCCAACCUUCGGGUGGCCCUGACAACAGGCCUAUUACCGUGACAUCAAGUUAACCAAGUGAUAUUUUGACAGCCUACACACCGAUUAGUUUAGCAGAAUCUCGCAGACAAAGAAGGACGGAUUUUGCUCGGGACAGUCAGUGCGUUCCCAGAGCGCAGCGCGACAUGCRGAGCCGAUACACCAACACACCUACACACACACUGAUGGGUUGCUGUUGGGUCCGUGUGCUCGGGAGUAAGAGACAGAAAAAAGCAAACGCGUGAGCACGCACAGGCACUGAGACAGCUGCGAACACAAUCCAGCACAGUGACCAUAAUUKUCCAGCUGUAGGCUACCGUAGCAUACUCUUGUGGGUCUCCUUGUCGUUUUUUACGCGCGUCCUGGAGGAGUUGUCGACCGUUGGGUAGAUUACGUGCCGACAUGUCAACGGUUACAGCUUCGGUGGUUGAUGUUUCCAGAACUAUUUAUUCAACCAAAAACGGCAACCGUGGCCGUAAUUAUACAGGCCAGUGCACGCCCAUGCCCCAGCCCGCCCUGGGCACCCAGAAGAUCAUUCAGGGGAAUGGCACCAAUGUGGGCACGGUGAUCACCCUGCAGUGCCCAURCAGACACCGUCUGGUGGGGGGCAAUGAGGUGUCCUGUGUUUGGGGCAGCAACAGCACCCAGUGGUCAGGAGGCUCUCCAUGGUGUAAACCGGUGUCCCCGUCGGAAGACUUUGGGUUCCGUGUGGCAGUGGUGGCAUCCAUCAUCAGCUGUGCCAUCAUCCUCCUCAUGUCCAUUGCCUUCAUCACCUGCUGUCUGCUCGACUGUGUCACYGAGGAGGAGAAGAAGAAGGAGGAGAGGGAGACGCGUCUGUGGCACCAGCUGGAGCAAGUGGAACUGGAAGAGAACAGGGCCUCUCGCUAUGGCCACAAUGGCAGGAACAACAAUAACAACACCCAGGAGAAGGCACUUCCACCAUGGGUCAACAAUGACCCUUCAAUGUGUGACAAUAAGAGACCCAGCUGGUUAGGACUGUGUGUGUGUGUGUGUGUGCCUGCGUGCAUGCAUGUUCAUGCGUGUCUGCCUUGCAAAGCUCAAUGUCUCUGUGUCUGUCCUCUCUACAGGUAUCAUCAGUACCCCUAUGCUCUGACUGGUCCAGUCCAGGCCACCACUGGCCCAGCCCUCAACUCAGCUCCUCUUCCCUGCAGAGGCUACAACCAGCCCAUCCUCCCACACAACUCAGGCCUCUACCACAACCCAGGUCUGCCACACAAUCCAGGUCUACUUCAAAACCCUKUCCCAACCCAGUAUCCAGGUCCACCUCAGACCACGGGCCUGGUUCAGAACCAAGUGGUACCCCCAGGCUCAGGCCUGGUCAGGCAGUAUGGAGGACAGGAGGGCAGUGUAUCUCCACUUCUGGAGAAGCCCUACAGGAUGUGUCGACASCCCCUCUAUGUCAAGGAGCGCCCCGUACGGGUCAUAUCCGUGUGAGGUCACAACCAGGAAGUGACUGAACAUAGACCACAGGGUCAUGGAUAAACUGAACAUCAACCAGCUGGAAACUAUAUCCAAAAGUAAAGAGGACCACCUGAAUUGUUACCAAGCCUAUGCCAUUAUUAACCAGGCACCAAUGAAUAUCGCCGGACUAAAUGACCACAUGACCAUUUAUUAGUCAUUUGACAUUGACCUGCAGUAGACCAUUCAGUGACAAGGCAGCAUUUCUAGGGUGCAUCAGACAUGUGCCUUAAACGCAGACCCUAUCCCUCUGGACACUGCCCGAAGCGGAAAGUUGUGCUUACAGYGGAGAACAGUCUUUAUUCCAUAGGAAUCACUUAUUAUGUUGCUGCCUGAUUUCACAGUGUUCCUCCUGGAAAUGUACAAUAGUAAUAAACAUGUGCACAGUAAAUAUUUCAGUUCUYAAAUGGAAUGUCCUGUAUCUCUGAGCCAUGAAACUCUAGUAAUUAUGAUUCUGGAAAGAAUCAUGUUGUACAMUAUUCAGCAUUUUUAGGUUUGAUGCUUUUGCUUUGGUGGAUCAAGGGAUAGCAUGUGUAGGCCUACAUUUCCCAAUCCUGCUGUGUACAAUAUGGGAUGGUACCUCAUGGUAUAAAUAACUCUUACAUGUUAUUCUGUACUAUUGGAAUUUUAUGAUACUUUUUUUAUUUUCCUAUAGCCCACGCAAGUCCCACCGCGGAUGGAUUGACAAUUAAUCAUGUAAUAAAUUCUAUGUUCUUAAA